CAUACUUUCCGGGUUCUCGCCACUCUUUGUCUUCGCAAUGGCGGCUCACAGACUCUUCCGGCCAGCUUCCAGAUUACUAUCUUCCCGCUUGUGCUCCGCUCCGCUCCGUUCAACGUUUCAACCAACAGUUUGCACGCAAUCCCUACACCAAAAGCGAACUUAUGCCGAUGCGACCGGCGUGAAAGAAGUUGCGGUCAGAGAUGCUUUAAAUGAAGCAUUGGCCGAGGAACUGGCUUCUAACGACAAGGUCUUUAUUCUCGGAGAAGAGGUUGCGCAAUAUAAUGGAGCGUACAAAGUGACAAAAGGCCUUUUGGACCGCUUUGGCGAUAAGCGUGUGAUUGACACCCCGAUUACAGAGGCUGGCUUCGCUGGAUUGGCUGUAGGAGCUGCGUUGGCUGGUUUGCACCCAGUGUGCGAAUUCAUGACCUUCAACUUUGCCAUGCAAGCGAUCGACCAGAUCAUCAACUCUGCGGCGAAAACUCACUACAUGUCUGGAGGUAUCCAGCCCUGCAAUAUCACAUUCAGAGGACCCAAUGGCUUCGCUGCCGGUGUUGCCGCCCAGCACUCCCAAGAUUACGCCGCCUGGUAUGGAAGCAUACCUGGAUUGAAGGUUCUCGCACCUUGGAGCUCAGAAGACGCAAAAGGGCUUUUGAAAGCAGCAAUUCGCGAUCCUAACCCCGUUGUCUUCCUUGAAAACGAGCUUAUGUACGGCCAAGUUUUCCCUAUGAGCGAAGCUGCUCAGAAAGAUGACUUUGUCCUUCCCAUCGGAAAGGCCAAGAUUGAGCGACCAGGAAAGGACCUGACCAUAGUAACAUUGUCCCGAUGUGUUGGUCUAUCUCUCAACGUUGCGUCUCAGCUCAAGAGCAAAUACGGAGUCGAAGCCGAAGUCAUCAACUUGCGAUCGGUUAAGCCGCUUGACAUUGAAACAGUGAUAAAAUCCGUGAAGAAGACUGGCCAUCUGAUGGCUGUUGAAUCUGGCUUUCCCAUGUUUGGUGUUGCGUCAGAGAUCUUAGCCUUGACUAUGGAAUAUGGAUUCGACUAUCUCCAAGCACCUGCCAUCCGAGUUACCGGCGCGGAGGUUCCCACCCCAUAUGCAUUGAAACUGGAGGAGAUGAGCUUCCCCCAGGAAGAUACUAUUCUAUCGCAAGCCGCCAAACUCCUUCGUGUAUAAGAUUACGGCUGAUACCACUUUCUGAGUUUUUUGGGCUAUGCUGCCACUAUUCUUUUUCCUCUUUCCACCUUUUACAAAAUGUAUUGACUGAUAACCCACGUUUAUUAUGCAGCAUUGCUCUCUUUUAGCUCCCGUCUUUUCCUUGAAACCUUUUCCAAUGUAUAACUAGAAAUUUAUACCGUCACACCAUGCAGUAUUUGAAGACCCAUGGAAUGCAUUUAAGGCUGCAGCUCUAUGACCUGAAAUAGUCAUCAGGUUCUACCCAUUUUGCCAAUUGCUGGUCUUCUGCGAAGUACGGAGUAGAGGGAA
Messenger RNA from Coccidioides immitis RS, 1480 nucleotides. Its product is annotated as pyruvate dehydrogenase E1 component. The record is from RefSeq and is a predicted model, not a curated record. Gene Ontology annotation, biological process: pyruvate decarboxylation to acetyl-CoA. NCBI's taxonomy places the organism in Eukaryota, Fungi, Ascomycota, Eurotiomycetes, Onygenales, Onygenaceae. The coding region runs from base 38 to 1171 and encodes 377 amino acids. Gene Ontology annotation, molecular function: pyruvate dehydrogenase (acetyl-transferring) activity. The transcript is spliced from 4 exons.